Molecule: messenger RNA, 894 nt
Organism: Linum tenue
Lineage: Eukaryota; Viridiplantae; Streptophyta; Magnoliopsida; Malpighiales; Linaceae
Source: the annotation of a GenBank genome assembly
AUGGCAGCCUCAGCUUCAAUGGUGGCUUCAUCAUUGACCUUGAAACCUUCGUCCCCUUUCAUUGAGAAGGCAUCAGCUUCAGUGAGUGGCCUUCCCAGCCUCACCAGAAAGUCCUUCAAGAUUGUUGCCAGCGGUAUCAAGAAGAUCAAGACUGACACGCCCUAUGGAACCGGUGGUGGCAUGGACCUCAGGGGUGGUGUUGAUGCCUCUGGCAGGAAGCCCACGGGAAAGGGAGUGUACCAAUUCGUCGACAAGUACGGUGCCAACGUCGAUGGCUACAGCCCCAUCUACAACAAAGAUGAGUGGGCACCCACUGGUGAUGUCUACGCCGGAGGAGUGACUGGAUUGGCGAUCUGGGCAGUGACAUUGGUUGGGAUUCUAGCAGGAGGAGCUCUCCUUGUCUACAGCACCAGUGCUUUGUCUCAGUAAUUAAACAGUUCCGUUAAAGGGAUCAGAAAAGUGAAGAGACACACUGUCAGUGUAAUGAUUAUCAUCGCUCUUUCUAGCGUAAGCAUUAGCUUCGUCGCCAACUACGUAGAUGCACGAGAACAAAAAGACCAGUUGUAUGUUUGUGUAUUAAUUGUGAUUGCGGUCUUCUCAUGAAAAUACAUUGAUACUACUUUGUGUUCAAUAAUUUUGUGCUUUGGUCAAACUUGGCAGUAAACUUGUUUUUGAAGCAACUAAAGCUACUCACUCAAAUGAAUCGACGUCACUAGCUUACAGGUGCAAAUAUGUUACAGGCAAAACCUGCUCAAGAUGAAGAACUACUUUGAACUUCCUGCUUAGCAGGGCAUUGAGGAAUGAAUCAUUCACCCAAGUAAACUAUUUGAAGUCUAAAUGAUCAAACCUACAUGCUUGCCGAAUAAAUUGAAAUAAUGGGCACCAUUUACUAAG